Messenger RNA from Procambarus clarkii (red swamp crayfish), 381 nucleotides. RefSeq names its product beta-1,4-galactosyltransferase 2-like. Gene Ontology annotation, cellular component: Golgi apparatus. Lineage: Eukaryota; Metazoa; Arthropoda; Malacostraca; Decapoda; Cambaridae. Gene Ontology annotation, biological process: carbohydrate metabolic process. The record is from RefSeq and is a predicted model, not a curated record. Gene Ontology annotation, molecular function: galactosyltransferase activity.
AUGACGGAGGCCCAGGUGCUGAGGGUCAAUGGUUGGAGCAACAUGUACUGGGGCUGGGGAGGAGAGGACGACGACAUGUGGAAACGUAUCGCUCAGGCUAACAUGGCGGUGUGGAGGUACCCGCCACCCUUCGUCAAGUACAACAUGAUCAAACACAAGCCUCAAGUCCCCAAUAAAGACAGGUUAAACUUGUUACAACACAGCAACGAGAGGACGGAGAUCGACGGUCUCAACAGUGUGAGGUACUCGGUGAACAAGACCACACGCUACCCGCUCUACACACACAUCUUGGCUGACAUCAGCGCCAACUACAACCUCACCAACCUCCCCGGCGCCGCCAACAGCACGCAGCGAAGCCCUCCAUCCACAACCACAACAUGA